Molecule: messenger RNA, 1172 nt
Organism: Drosophila subpulchrella
Lineage: Eukaryota; Metazoa; Arthropoda; Insecta; Diptera; Drosophilidae
Gene: GstT4
Product: glutathione S-transferase theta-3
Exons: 4
Coding region: 158-871 (237 amino acids)
Biological process (GO): glutathione metabolic process
Cellular component (GO): cytoplasm
Molecular function (GO): glutathione transferase activity
Source: RefSeq, a predicted model, not a curated record
AAAAGUCCAGCAGUCCGGUUCCCAGCGAUCACGACCACAGUUUCGAAUCUGGAAUUUCGAAUUUGGAUUGAGUUGGGUUUUGAAGUGCUUUCUUAAUCGGUCCCCAGGUCCACAGAGCAACUGAGACUAGUCACUCGCACACAGCACAGCCUUCGAGAUGUCGCAGCCACUCAAGUUCUACUUCGACUUCCUGAACCAAUCGAGCCGGGCGCUCUACAUCCUUUUGGAGGCUUCCAAAAUCCCCUUCGAGGCCAUUCCCAUUUCGAUGCUCAAAGGCGAGCACUUGACUGGCGAGUUCCGGGACAACGUGAACCGGUUCCGCAAGCUGCCUGCGAUCACAGAUCACGGCUAUCAGCUGUCCGAGAACGUGGCCAUCUUCCGGCACCUGGCCCGCGAGAAGCUAGUGCCGGAGCACUGGUAUCCACGUCGCCAUCUCGGUCGCAGCCGGAUCGAUGAGUACCUGGCCUGGCAGCAGACCAACAUGGGCGUGGCCACCACGGAGUAUUUCCAGCAGAAAUGGCUGGUGCCCUAUCUGCAGAAGACCCGGCCCGCCGAUAAUGCGGUGAAUCUCGCCGGCAAGCAGCUGGAGCACACGCUCAACGAGUUCGAGCAGCUGUUCCUCAACUCCCGCAAAUUCAUGCUUGGCGACAACAUCUCCUUUGCGGACCUCAGCGCCAUCUGCGAGAUCGACCAGCCAAAGUCCAUUGGCUACAAUACCUUCCAGAACCGCAACAAGUUGGCCCGCUGGUACGAGACGGUGCGCGAGGAGCUGGGCCCCCACUACAAGGAGGUGCUCGGGGAGUUCGAGACCAAGCUGAAGGGCAGUGGCAGUGGGCAGCAGCAGGGCGUGGCCCAGGCGGUGAAGCAAUAGCCGAGGGACCCGUCCAGCCUGGGACCGUCCACAAAUCUUGUUUAGUUGCCUAAGACAAUCGACUAUUUAACCCCUUUUUUUUGCCCGUGACGUAUUUAAUAUUUGUGAUUAUAUUUGCUCUUCCUAGCCGAUAAGUUUUAACACUCUUUCCUUUUUUUUUUUCAAAAUUUGUCCCUACUAUUGCUCAUUUGUUUCCCCGUUGUCCUAUCAUAGCUACAAGUAAACCUUACAUAUAUUAUUAGAACCUAGUUGUUAAAUAUGUAUCUUAAUUAUACGUAUUAAAGUACGCUUAUGAUUGUUA